Ictidomys tridecemlineatus (thirteen-lined ground squirrel) is the source of this 3075-nucleotide messenger RNA. Lineage: Eukaryota; Metazoa; Chordata; Mammalia; Rodentia; Sciuridae. The record is from RefSeq and is a predicted model, not a curated record.
GAGGCAGGUGCUGCAAGUGUUCGAGCAGUACCAGAAAGCCCGGACCCAGUUCGUGCAGAUGGUGGCGGAGCUGGCGACUAGACCCCAAAACAUCGAGACUCUGCAAAACGCGGGUUGCCUCCUGCUCCCAUCUUCCUCACAGCUUGGGUUGGACGCUCUGUGGUGUAAUGUCUUUGCUGAGGCCUCUUCUUCUGGAUGUGGUCCCAACAAUUCAACAGACUGCUGCUUUGGCUCUUGGGAGACUGGCCAAUUAUAAUGAUGACUUAGCAGAAGCAGUUGUGAAGGGCGACAUUCUUCCACAGCUUGUUUAUUCACUGGCAGAACAGAAUCGAUUCUACAAGAAGGCAGCGGCCUUUGUGUUGCGGGCAGUUGGUAAACAUUCCCCUCAGCUGGCUCAGGCCAUUGUGGACUGCGGAGCACUGGAUACACUGGUGAUAUGCCUGGAAGAUUUCGACCCUGGAGUCAAAGAGGCUGCAGCCUGGGCACUUGGAUAUAUUGCAAGACAUAAUGCAGAACUGUCACAAGCUGUGGUGGAUGCAGGAGCUGUUCCUCUUUUAGUACUCUGUAUCCAGGAGCCAGAAAUUGCUUUGAAAAGGAUUGCUGCUUCAACCCUCAGUGAUAUUUCAAAGCAUUCUCCAGAGUUAGCACAGACAGUAGUGGAUGCAGGAGCGAUUGCUCACUUAGCCCAGAUGAUCCUCAGCCCUGAUGCUAAAUUAAAGCGUCAGAUCCUUUCAGCUCUCAGCCAGAUUGCAAAACAUUCUGUGGAUCUGGCAGAAAUGGUUGUUGAAGCAGAGAUUUUUCCAGUUGUACUUACCUGUCUGAAGGACAAAGAUGACUAUGUGAAGAAAAAUGCUUCUACUUUAAUUAGAGAGAUUGCAAAACAUACACCAGAGCUUGCACAGCUGAUAGUUAAUGCGGGAGGAGUAGCUGCUGUGAUUGAUUGUGUUGGGUCCUGCAAGGGAAAUAUAAGGCUGCCUGGCAUCAUGAUGCUCGGUUAUGUGGCAGCUCAUUCUGAAAAUCUAGCAAUGGCAGUGAUCAUUUCCAAGGGUGUACCCCAGUUGUCAGUCUGCCUGUCAGAAGAACCAGAAGAUCAUAUUAAGGCUGCUGCUGCUUGGGCCUUAGGACAGAUUGGGAGACACACUCCCGAACAUGCACGGGCUGUCGCCGUCACAAAUACUUUGCCAGUUCUGCUUUCUUUGUACAUGUCACCCGAGAGUUCUGAGGAUCUACAAGUGAAAAGCAAAAAAGCCAUUAAAAGUAUCCUACAAAAAUGCACCUACCUACCAGCCCUUGAACCAUUUCUGUAUGAUGCUCCUCCCAAUAUUCUGAAGCAUGUGGUUGGACAGUUCAGUAAGGUGCUACCACAUGAUAGCAAAGCUCGAAGACUUUUUGUAACCAGUGGUGGACUAAAAAAGGUUCAAGAGAUAAAAGCAGAACCUGGUUCUCUCCUUCAAGAAUAUAUCAACAGUAUUAACAAUUGUUACCCAGAGGAAAUUGUGAGGUACUAUUCCCCUGGAUAUUCAGAGACACUUCUGCAGAGAGUGGACAGCUAUCAACCACUAAUCAACUAAACAAAGUUAUAUAUUAAUACUCAAAUUCACAGCAGAGAAUUUGUGAUUGCUGUUAUAAUUGUUAAAGUUCUUUAAAAAUAUUCAAGCUAAGUACAUUCUAGAUUUAUUCAAUGUUACAUACCUUUAGAUAAUAUUUUCUAAAUUUAUGCAAUACUUUAAAAAUUAGUAGCUUGAAUACAUGAGGAAAUAUUCAUAUUCAUUUGUAAGCAUAGGAUUUGUAUUUGCUCUAAAGGUAGAUUUAAAAAGACAUAAAAGGGUUUUAAGGUAUCUAUUAUUUUUCUGCUAAACAGCACUCAUACAUACCCACCCCCUCCAACUACACAGAGGUAAGAGAUAACGUUUAAUGGGUUUUUUUGGUCAAUUUCCUUUGGCAAGGAAAAACUGAUCUUGCAGAUUACACAUUAGGGUCUAGAAGAAAAAUAGUUAAAAGAGAAACUGAUGAUGGGAAUACAGGACUCCAGUGCUGGUUGCAUAAAUGCAUUAAACUCACAGAAUCUAGGGAUAACUUGUCAGGUUCUCCAAAGAAUUUAAGAAGGCCCUUCUCUUUAUCACAACAUUUGAAAAUUCUUUUUACCUAAAAUGUUCCUUAUCCUACAUGGAGCUGGCUUUGUUCAUGAAUAAACAAGGAAGUAGGCAUGAAAAAUGGGCUGUCAGUAUUCCCUUGUUCUAGGUUGUUCACUUUCCUAAAUUUCAAAGCUACAUUUUUUUUUUUUUUAGGGAUUUAAGGGACUAAUUUGUAAAGAAUACCUAUAGGCUCAAAUUUACAUACAUUUUCACUUAGGAAGCUGUAAAGGUAUUAAAGAGUAUUUUAAUAAAAUUUUAAAUAAAAGAAUAUUAGAAUUGUUUUUUUUUUUCCUUACCUAGUAUUUUUCUGACUUUGGGGAAUCUUUGGAUUUGGGAGUCUUGUUUUGAAUGUGCCUUUAAAUCUAAAAGGAAUGUUGUUUAUGGUGAUCUUUCUGGAGACUUUCAGAGAAAGUGACUACCUGGAGAGCCCCCAGGACACUAUGGGUCCAAUCUGGUUUUCUUUUCAGGUUUCCUUUUUGGAUUCUUCACCCCCAACCUCCCACAAAAAGAACCUAAUCAUUUAAUUUUGGCAUUUUCCUGGCUCAUCUUUGUCGUCAUUAUUUCCAAAUAGUGCAUAGUUUGUUGUGUCUUUUAAAAUUCAUCAAACCCAAGGAAUGUCCCAUUUUCCCCCCUUAUGACAGGCUAGGAUUGCUAGUGAUUUCAUUUUUUUUGUUUUAGUCUGGGGAUUGAACCCAUGGCCUUGCACAUGUUAAAUAGGUGCUCUGCCAUUGAGCUACACCUCCAGUCCCUGGAUUCAUUGUUCAAUACUUUCUGGGGCCUGUUUUGUUUUCUUGUAGCAAUAUCUUUCACUCCUUGUGUCAGAAAUUGUAACAUUAUUAUUACCAAUUUUAUAACUUACUUUCUUUCCUCCUAUCUUAUUUGUCUUAUAAGCCUUUAAUAACUUGAGAAAGUAAAAGUAGUUUUUAUCUUUUUUCUUUAA